Molecule: messenger RNA, 1188 nt
Organism: Paramecium tetraurelia
Lineage: Eukaryota; Ciliophora; Oligohymenophorea; Peniculida; Parameciidae
Exons: 3
Biological process (GO): signal transduction; peptidyl-serine phosphorylation; endocytosis
Cellular component (GO): cytoplasm; nucleus
Molecular function (GO): protein serine/threonine kinase activity; ATP binding
Source: RefSeq, a predicted model, not a curated record
AUGAAAUGUUCAGAAGAUAAACCAGCGUCAUUAUCUUAUUAAUUUCUGGAUAAAUUGGGCGAAGGCUUAAGUUCUUUCGGAUAUAUCUGGAAAGUUAAGCAUAUCACCACUGGAUAGAUAUUUGCAUGCAAAUUAGUAAAAAAUACUAUGAAAAAAGAGAGGACUCUCCUUUAAAGAGAAAUAAAGAUUUUGUAAAUUUUAAAAGGAAAAAAGGGAUUUACCCAGUUAAUUACUUCCGGCCAGGAUCUCAGAAACACUUACUUCAUUAUGAACUUACUCGGGCAGAACUUAGAAUAGAUAAGAACGAAAUGUGGCAAUUUUGAUACUACUUCCAUUUUGAACACUGGAUAAUAGAUGGUGCAAUUGCUAAAAGAUUUGCACCAUUCUAAUAUAAUUCAUAGAGACAUUAAGCCUGAGAACUUUGUUGUUUUUUAGGAAAAAAUACAUUUAAUUGAUUUUGGACUAUCCAAAUUAUAUAUUUAGGAUGGAAAACACAUAGAAUUCCGAGAGAACAAGGGCAUGAUUGGAACUGCAAGAUAUGCUUCCAUUAAUAGUUUAAAAGGCAAUGAAUAAUCAAGAAGGGAUGACUUGGAAUCAGUAGGUUACUUGUUAAUUUAUUUAUACAUGGGUACGUUGCCAUGGAACAAUAUUGUGGCUGAAGACAAGACCACCAAGUACUACAAAAUACAGAGAAUGAAGGAAGCAUUUAGACCUGAAUCCUACAUCAACCUCCCUCCUGAACUAUCAAAAUAUCUUGCAUAUGUGCGAACAUUGAAAUUUGAUUCACAACCUGAUUACGAUUAUUUAUUAAGACUAUUUAGAAGAGGAGACGAUUAAUCUGCCACUCAAAAGUUGUUAAUCCAAUCGAAUCACUCAGUUAAAAAAGCCAAUUUAAGACAUUUAAAGAAAGCAGAAAGAACUCAAUGCAUGACUGCUCGAAAAUUGAUGAAUUAGAUUGAAACUACUAGUCACAGGAUUACGUUUGAAGAUUUGAGCUCUGCUGGAACUGAUAUAUUGGAGGAAUUAGAAAAAAAUGAGAUAAUUCAAUUGCAAAAUCUGUCAGUAGGGAUAAAGUAGCCUAAUUCUUUAAAUUUAAUGAGCAAAAUUAGAAUGGCAUCGGAACAAAUAUUUGAGAUUGAUAAUAGACUAAAGUAUUAGAGUCCUAUUUCAUUAAAAUAACUAUAAUGA